AACCAAAAGUAUAACUAUUACUAUUGUAAAACUUUUUUUUAUAAAAUAAUAAUAAAAAGUAAAAUAAUAAAAAAAAGUAUUAUAUUCUGUCUAUAGUCUAUCACCUUGCUGGCAGCUGUGCCUCAGCUACACAUGCUGUGUUUAUAGGAAGGACCAUUUUUUUCAUUAUAACAUGAUAUUAAGUGGUGGGCUGCAUGUAAACAAUUGGGGGGGCCACAGUUGGCCCACGGGCCUCCAGUUUGACACCUCUGGUCUAAAGGACCAGAGGUAGGAAUCUCUCCAUCAUGGUUUGGCAAACUAAGAGACCACACAACAUCUUGCCUCGGGCCCCCCACAAAGCUAGAAACGGUCCUGCUAUGGACCCCAAAACCCCUUGAAACGCACCUGCACGUAAUUAAGUCGCUAUAAGCAUAAUGAAGACAGUGGCGCAGCACCGCACUCGUUGUGACUCGUUCAGUCCUGACAGCAGACAGAAGUGUAGAAAUACAGGCAAGUCCGAGCUCAGACAUCGGUGACUGUUGUGUUUAUCACAGGAGAUAAUCCUGUGAUAAACCGUGCUCCCGCCUGUGGAGCUCAGCUGAAGCUAAGCGCUGAAAAGUGUGUCAGUGGCUGCUGAGUUUCCCCAAGAAGCCGUUCUGGCAAGCAUUUUAAAGCCGUGUUCCCGGCAGCCCCGUGCGUAACGGGGCAGGAACACAGCCGAACUGGUAGCACCCACGAUUCAGGUUGCGGAAAUGACACGGAGGUAAAGGCAUGCAGCUCCUCCCACGAACGGGGAAACACGUCCGUGUUCCGAGUUUUGUGUUGUUGAUGAGGUGUCCUGUCCAGGUGAGAUGGGGAACACAAAUAGUUUCUGGAGUGAGCGGAGGUCGUCCAGGAGGUCGUCCAGGAGGUCGUCCAAGAGGGAGUCCAGGAGGGAGUCCAUGAAGUCUAACGCAGAGCAGGUGGGAAACACACCCAGCAUACCAGAAAUCUCAGUAACUGAGGCGUCGCCUCUCCCUUCUCAGGGAUCUGUGUUCAUACUACCUGAGCCUGUACAGACCUGUAAAACAAGACAGGCAGAUACUGCUGUUGAUGGACCCGGCCCCACUGACAUGCAAGUACAGACUGAACCUCUUCCACUAGACCUGAAGGAAACGGAGCAGAAUCCUGAGGUGAGAAUUUCUUACGAUGUGGAGGACGAGGGGCAGUUUGAUUCGCUCAGUCUCAGUGGCAGCGACGGCAACAACACACCUACAGCCAGUCGCACACACUUCAUCCAGGUUAUGAUGGACUCUUCCCCUCAGGUGAGGCGCAGCAUGGUGCUGCGGAGGUCACUUCACCUGUCCACCAAGAGUGACAGUGACUCCAUCUCGCUGGUGUCCUUUAACCCAGACGAGGACAGGAUGUUGGUGACUCUGGACCCACUGGAACAUGAGUGGAUGAUGUGUGCUUCCGAUGGGGAGUGGACCAGCCUGCACCACCUCCUCACUAAAGAACCCAGCUUUGUCCUGCGGAAGGAUUUUGUCACUGGUUUCACCUGCCUGCACUGGGCUGCUAAACAUGGCAAGCCUGAGCUCAUAGCACGGAUUAUUAACUUUGCCAAGCAGCACAACAUUCCCAUCAGUGUCGAUGUUCGGUCCAACAUUGGCUAUACCCCACUGCACAUAGCUACCAUGCACAACCACAUUGAGGUGGUAAAGGUCCUUGUAGGAGCCUACAACGCUGAUGUAGAGGUCAGAGACUACAGUGGCAGGAAGGCAUGCCAGUAUCUCGCUGGCAACGCAAGUGUGGACAUCCAGGACAUCGUUGGCGCUGUUGAGCAAAACAACUUGGAGCAUGAGGAAAACAGGGACAGUGGUCGCAGGAGGUUCUCCAAGGUUCUCCAGUCUAAUCUGAGGCCUCUCAGGCUGCUGAACCCCAGUUACUGUGACUCUGUGGACGGUGAUACCCGAACCAGAGAGAAACCCGUGAGGAGGAAGUCUACUCUGAGCAAGAUGAAACCCAAUCUGAAGAAGCUUCGAUACAGGGCUUCAGAGAUCAUCCACAGCACGACGUUCCAUGACACAGAGGAGCAGGAAGGGUCGCCGGAAGGGUCGCCGGACGGGUCCAGAGUCAAAUCUCAUUUCUGGGAGUGAGACUAGCACUGACACAGGACAGGGCAUCAUCUUUGGCUGUGGUGUCAAACUCAAUUACGCAGGGGUUCCUAAAUUAAAAACUUCAAUUAAAAACUCUAUAAAAGCUUAUAGAUUAAAUAAAGAAACAAAUCAGACAUCAACUUUGA
Messenger RNA from Solea solea (common sole), 2260 nucleotides. RefSeq names its product ankyrin repeat domain-containing protein SOWAHC-like. Lineage: Eukaryota; Metazoa; Chordata; Actinopteri; Pleuronectiformes; Soleidae. The transcript has a single exon. The coding region runs from base 831 to 2114 and encodes 427 amino acids. The record is from RefSeq and is a predicted model, not a curated record. Gene Ontology annotation, molecular function: protein binding.